Messenger RNA from Ostertagia ostertagi, 282 nucleotides. Lineage: Eukaryota; Metazoa; Nematoda; Chromadorea; Rhabditida; Trichostrongylidae. The record is from the annotation of a GenBank genome assembly.
AAUCGUUGCCUUCAUCCGAAAGAUCCCGGAAACUGCCGAGGACAAUUCAUCCGUUGGUACUGGGACACUGAAAAAAAGCCAAUUUCCGAACUAAAAAAAUUCUAUUUCAAGAUCUGCGAUGUGUUCACUUACACCGGAUGUCAGGGAAAUGGCAACAAUUACGCUAGUCGUGAGGAAUGUAUGGCAAUCUGCCACAAAGAAUCAGCUCCAGUGGUCGUCAGUGACUUCGCAAAUGUUUGUAAGCACGAUGUGGACGCUGGCGAGUGCAAUGGCGUAUUCCAG